CAGACCAUAUCAAGUUGGGGGAGGGAGAUAUCUUUGUCUCCACUCGGAAAUCCAACCUGUAAUUUCUGAUGUGGCUUUUCCAUCGCCCUUCAAUUUUGCGUCGGGGAAGCUAAAAUUUUGAUUUGAUUCGUUCUCUAUACAAUACGCCAACAGACUGAGGGGGGCCUAAUUCAGGAACAAAAAUCUGGUGCGCAUUUGCGGUGCGUGGGAGAGGAAGAUGUCAAACAGGAUGCUGAAAUCCUCACAGGAUGUCGGGGGAACCCGACGGGAUUAGAGUUUCGGAGCGAUUUUAAGAAUUAGGGUUUCGCUCGACGGGAAGAGAUGGUGGAGCCGUGUUUGAUGGCCUCACAGGGGUGUCCUCCGGGACUAGGAGGCGGUGUUUUCCAUCCCGAGCCGGCGUCGGAGGGCGUUCGCCACUUUCUCCCCUGUCAUGGAUUGAACCAAGAACUGGUAACUCCCCUCUCGUUAAAUUCAAAUUUGCAGCAGAAAGAAGAGCGAAGGCGUACCGUUGGUAUAGGAGAAUCUGGCCUCUCUGCCGUGAUCGAUGCAGCCCAUGAACGAUCAGCUCUGCUCGACUUUCAAGAUGAUCAUCCGGAAUCUGUUCAUUUCAGCAUUGGAAUUGCUGAACGAUGCGCCCUGCAAGAUAAGAUCAUGAAGUUAUUAGCAUCUGGAUCAUAUGAAGAGCAGGACAUACUGGCUUUAUCGAAACUUUAUUAUAUGAUGGGACCCCAGCGGAUGAUUGCAGAAUUGCCUCAAUCAAAUCUUAUAUAUCCGAGCAGCGAACUCUACUUAUAUGAACCGACCUUGGACUUGGAAGGGUAUAGGAGCACCUGUCCCGAGAAAGCGUGCCAACCUGAUAUGCACCUGCAAUUUUAUGCUGGCAAUGAAAUAAGAGAAAUAGUUUCGGUGUUAUCUGAAUUACACGCAUCGAAAGAUGCAAAUAAAUCCACUAAGCAGACGAUGUUGGUCCCCUACUUUGAGAGGCGAAGAAGACCACGUGCAAAAACUGAUGCAACGAAGCCUGCGACCGAAAGAGCAGGUUCUUCAAAGCGCAAUGUUAAGGCGCCAUCAAAGAAGAAAGCGGCUAGGAGAAGCAGUAAAGAGAUGGUUCCCUAUAGUAACACCUACCUUCAUGCAUGUGAAAGCCUUCUGUCUGUAAUUGCCGACAGGAAUCGGCAGAGUAGUGCGAUGAUCUCCCUAAAAAGGUCGAGACAGCUGCCACAAUUUCUGACCCAAUGCUCCGCCACCAUUGCCGGGAUUGGAAUUUCCGUUGUUGUAUGCGUCCUCUGCAGAAUCACUUUUGGUGCAUUCCAUUUCUCUUCAUCGAAGCUUUUGAGCACCGGGCUGGGUUUCGGCCUCGUGUGGCUCUCCUCGGCAGUCUAUAGACUGAGGGACACUGUUAUCACCAUCACCAAGACUUCUAGCGAAAAAGAAGAUGAAAUGAUGAAUCACCUCGACAAAAAUUUGAAGGAUAUUUACUCCAGGGCGGCGACAUUGAUGGCGCUCGCAAUUCUGAGUUUGUCGUGAUCGAUACUGUGUAAGACCCGAGCAACAACCUGAUAUGCAUUUGUACGAUGCCAUUAGGUGUUGAUGAGAAGCUGCUGCAGGUAUGAGCACCCGAGCAAGAAUUGCAUUCGAUUGCUGUUCUUUACCUGUGGAUAUCAGUUUUGAAUUUUGAUGUAGCAUACUUGUUUCUAGUUUCUUAUGCACGCCGAAAUAAUGUUGUAUGGAACAAAACCAGACUCAAUAAUGUACUAAAGUCUGUCAUCUAAGAUGUUUUCGCUUUCUCUA
This is a messenger RNA of Andrographis paniculata, 1791 nucleotides long. RefSeq lists its product as uncharacterized. NCBI's taxonomy places the organism in Eukaryota, Viridiplantae, Streptophyta, Magnoliopsida, Lamiales, Acanthaceae. The record is from RefSeq and is a predicted model, not a curated record. The transcript has 5 exons. Bases 322 to 1527 code for a protein of 401 amino acids.